AUGGUCUCCGCGUCGAGCUGCUCCCGCAAGACGAAGAAAAAGAAUGGCAAGAAGAGCAGCAAGCGCAAGCCCGUGAACAUGCAGGCAAACUUCAACAGUAAGUGCUCGUUACCUGGCACUCGUACCACAACCCUCGAUGCCUCACUGGGAGCGAUAAGUGACGCCAUGUUCCCGUCCAAUGAUCACCAUCACGCGGCGGUUGACGCUCUUGAUGCAGAUGGCUUUGCCUGUGGAGACUUCCAAUUGCACAGUACCUGCAUUGAUGGCAAGCUUAAGCACAGUGAGGUGAUUGCCAAGGCUGUGGCCAAUGGCGUGACUUUUAUGUCGCUCACAGACCAUGAUACAAUGGCUGGAGUGAGUGAGGCUAUUGGUGCAGCGCAGAAACAGGGCGUCUUGGUCUUCCCUGGUGUCGAGAUCAGUGCUGAAGUGAAAGGUGGAGAGAACCUACACAUCCUGGGCUAUUUCUAUUCCGGAUCGAAUAGUGUCGAAUUGGAGGAACAGCUGCUCAAGAUCCGUACGGGGAGGUACAAGCGUGGCAAAGGAAUGCUCAAGAAGUUGGUGGGUGCGAUAGGGGGAAUGGUGGUUUGCCAGCGAUACUUUGUGACAGAACUAAUGAUUGGCAUCGUCUUUAGGAGGUGA
This is a messenger RNA of Peronospora matthiolae, 639 nucleotides long. The record is from the annotation of a GenBank genome assembly. NCBI's taxonomy places the organism in Eukaryota, Oomycota, Peronosporomycetes, Peronosporales, Peronosporaceae.